AACUUAAGUUUGGCGCCGUUGAAACUCUGUAAAGUUAACAUUGUCGCGUUGCCAAUUAGGUAAACAGUGCAUAGUGAAUAUGUUGAAUAAGUUGGCAGCACCUUUCACUUCGCAUGGUGCUAUGCGUGAUACGUAUAAGUUUGCGAUUGAAUUGCAAUAAAGAACGUUGCACAUUUUUCUACUACAUAUAGUACCUAGUGCUGCAAACUGUUUGGUGAGGAGCCCAUCUGCCACAAUCAGCUAUUUGUGACGUCACAUUGUCAGCGAAUACAAAGAGCUGGCCACCCUUAUGUACUCACAACAUAGCUGCUAAUCGUGUAUGACGUCACAUUGCUAAGACACGCAGAGAGCUCACCCGCAUAUUUUGCACUCUGCGAGAAAUUUUAACAACGAGAAACAGCUGAAAUUAUAAUUGAACCAAAACAAAAGAAAUUGCAAUCAGUCGCAAUUUCAACUAUGCAUUAGUAAUUCAUACAGUUAAUCCAGACAGUUGUUGUGCGACCCAGAAAGCGUACUAAGGGACAGUUAAAGCUGAAGUUUAACCACAAGUCAAACAUUAAGGAGAGAUCCACGCUUAUCUUCGUGUGGUUUUCGUGGUUAAAGUUGGAUGUGGGUAACGCCCGCACAAUUCAAUUCAUUGAUCAUUUGCUGUACAAAGUGCGAAGAUGGUGGACAAUAAACUUACGCUGAAGCAGGCCGAGGUCUCUGUGCAGCGCUUCCAGGAGCAGGCUGUGCCGCAUCAUUUGAGUCUGCUCGAGAAUCAUCGGAGCAACAUUGAGAAGAGCCUCGCUCUGGGCGAUUGGCAUAAGAUCAAGAAAGAAGAAUUAAAUGCCAUGCGUGUAAUUAAACAGAUUAAAAAUUUACUGUUAGAAAUGGAUGCACUGCGUGAGAAGCUGAGAGAGGAGGAUCAAGCGCGCUUCGAUAAGCUGAUGAAGGUGGGCAAGGAUAGAGCUUUUGAGGGCAUGAAGAAAUUUUCAGAGUUGCAGCUAAAGUCGCCUAGUGCGCAGCAGGAUGACGAUCAGGACAGUCACUCCUUGGUGGAUGUUGACAAUGUGCCCGCUCUGCAUACACUGCCGCAACUGCAAACAAAUUUCCAGCUGGAGGAGCAUCAGCUAAUGCAAAGGCAAUCAUGUCUGGAGCAAAUGGAGCAGCUGCAGCACGAAAUUUAUGACCUAAACGGCAUGUUCCAUGGUAUGCGAGAACUGACGCAGGAGCAGGCAACCAGCGUACAAUCCAUUGCAGACAAUGCAGAGGAAGCUUUAGAGAAUGUAAAUGAGGGCGAAAGACAGCUAAGGAAUGCGUUGACUUACAAGAAAGCGAUGUAUCCACUUGUGGGCGCGCUAGUGGGCACCUGUGUAGGUGGACCCAUUGGUCUUGUAGCUGGAAUAAAGGCGGGUGGCCUUGCAGCUGUGGGCUGUGGCAUACUUGGAUUCACUGGAGGAUCUGUGCUGAAAAGCAAUCCAAACGUGAUGCACGGCAGCAUCGAGGAGCAGCAAGCACAGCAGCAGGAGGAGGGCAAUGAUUCCACAGAAACGCUCGAGCUGGCAGAGAAGUCCGAAUGACCAAGAAGCUAUUCGGGCGCCUUGGCAACAACGAACAUGUGGUCGGGCAAUAGGCGGCGUCUCGAAGCGGCCACCACGGGUGUCAUAUGCAGUGUGCGCAGCUAUUGUAGCCUACAGUAGGGGUUUAGGCAAAAAAGGACGAUGAUAACCUUCUUGAAUUUGUUUACGAGAGCAGAAGCUCUCAUUUGUUUGAGGAUAAUGGAUAAAUCACUGUGCAAUUCGUAUUUCAUUUAAGUUUAGACAAAAUUUAACUCAAUUCAAAUCAACUUUGACAUAUGCCAUUAAGGGAGCAGCUGCAAUUCUAGUUUUCCUAGGUCAAUCUUUCCAUUUUGCUUAGCAGACUCAGAAGAUCUAGUUUGUAAGUACAAACUCUAAUUCUCUCUUCAAUUCGAUUCUCAUUUCCUUUCUGACUGACUGACGAUGCGUAAACUCGUCUUGGGAUGCUCUUAAGCGCCCCUUCUUUCUUUUUGAAUUCCUUCUCUUGUCUAGUAGAAGAGUUGCUAACAGGGCAAAAAUUUGUGAUCCAUCAAUCUCCAUUUUGUGUAGGAAAGCAGUUGCUAUUCCUAUCUUCUCUUAUUUAAGAAACUCACUUCGAUACUUCUCACAUUUUCUUAUUUCAUACCAUCUUCUGACUCCAGAUUUUUCAUAUCUAUUCUCUUUGUCUCUGAACUAGUUUGAGCGUUAAAUAUUUGUUGUUUUAGCCAUGACAGUUACCAAGUAG
Drosophila hydei is the source of this 2283-nucleotide messenger RNA. RefSeq names its product syntaxin-17 (gene Syx17). The coding region runs from base 666 to 1562 and encodes 298 amino acids. The transcript is spliced from 3 exons. Gene Ontology annotation, biological process: exocytosis; vesicle fusion; intracellular protein transport. Gene Ontology annotation, cellular component: autophagosome membrane; plasma membrane; endomembrane system. NCBI's taxonomy places the organism in Eukaryota, Metazoa, Arthropoda, Insecta, Diptera, Drosophilidae. The record is from RefSeq and is a predicted model, not a curated record. Gene Ontology annotation, molecular function: SNARE binding; SNAP receptor activity.